Colletotrichum scovillei is the source of this 792-nucleotide messenger RNA. RefSeq names its product short-chain dehydrogenase. The coding region runs from base 1 to 792 and encodes 263 amino acids. NCBI's taxonomy places the organism in Eukaryota, Fungi, Ascomycota, Sordariomycetes, Glomerellales, Glomerellaceae. The transcript is spliced from 2 exons. The record is from RefSeq and is a predicted model, not a curated record.
AUGAACCUGUCGUCUGUGGCACCAGUACGCGCUGCUGCCAUCAAAAUCGAUAAAGACAGGAGAGUUUUCAAAGCUGAAAUGCUUGUCAACAACGCGGGCGUGAUGGCUCUUCCUGACCUACAACUUUUCAAAGCUAGCAUCGAAAUGAUAUUUGCCACCAAUCAAGUCGGCCACUUCCUCCUCAAGAACCGCAUCCUGCCAAAGAUUAUCAAGGCAAUAUCAACGUCAGCUCCUACGGACACCAAGUCUCGCCGGUUCAUUUCUCAGACAUCAGCUCAGCAAGAUUCCCGAGGAACUUCCCGAAGAAGAACUUCUGAUCUUCAGAAGGCCAGCUUCUCGAAGGGUCAAGAUUGGUCCGACAAGUCUUACGUUGGUUUCCUGUCAUACGGCCAGUCCAAGACGGCCAACAUUCUAUACUCGCUGUCACUUACUCAGACGCUGGAAGCCAAGUAUGGCAUCGGCUCCUACGCUAUUCAUCCCGGCGCAGUCACCAAAAACAUCAAUCGCCACGCCAAAUCGGAGGAGAUUAAGAAGGCACUCAAGAGGGUCAAGAAACUUGGCUUCGAGACUCCCGCCAAGACACUAGAUCAAGGCGUCGAUCCCUCGGUCCUCUCUGCCGUGGGUCCCGAGUUACCGAGCCCGGGCCUGUCGAGCCUUGAGUCAAAGGGCCUUUAUAUCGCUGGCUGCAAGCUUGAUGACGAGCAUUGUACUGGAUUUGACAGGAACCUGGAGUAUGCUGACAAGCUCUGGGCGCUUAGUGAAGAGUUAGUCAAAGAAAAGUUCGAUAUCUAG